This is a messenger RNA of Gadus chalcogrammus (walleye pollock), 2409 nucleotides long. RefSeq lists its product as uncharacterized. The record is from RefSeq and is a predicted model, not a curated record. The transcript is spliced from 2 exons. The coding region runs from base 40 to 2409 and encodes 789 amino acids. NCBI's taxonomy places the organism in Eukaryota, Metazoa, Chordata, Actinopteri, Gadiformes, Gadidae.
CAAGUGCAUGCUUACAGGAUCGGAUAUGCUGAGCCGGAGAUGCCUACGUAUGGGCUGCAGCAGCCUCCUAGCUACAAGCCAGAGCAACCUCCUAGCUACAAGCCAGAGCAACCUCCUAGCUACAAGCCCCACCCCCAGCAGCAGCAUCCUAGCGACAAGCCCCAGCAGCCUCCUAGCUACAAGCCAAAGCAGCAGCAGCUGCAGCAUCCUAGCUACAAGCCCCAGCAGCAGCAUCUUGGCUACAAGCCCCAGGAGCAGCAGCAGCAUCCUAGUUACAAGCCCCAGCAGCAGCAUCCUAGCUACAAGCCUCAGCCCCAGCAGCAGCAACAUCCUAGCGACAAGCCCCAGCAGCAGCAACAUCCUAGCUACAAGCCCCAGCAGCAGCAACAUCCUAGCUACAAGCCCCAGCAGCAGCAACAUCCUAGCUACAAUCCCCAGCAGCAACAUCCUAGCUACAAGCCCCAGCAGCCGCAACAUCCUAGCUACAAGCCCCAGCAGCAGCAGCAGCCCCAGCAGCCUUCUAGCUACAAGCCCCAGCAGCCUUCUAGCUACAAGCCCCAGCAGCAUCUAGCUACAAGCCACAGGAGCCUAGCUACGACCAGCAGCAUCCUAGCUACAAGCCCCAGCAGCCGCAGCAGCAGAAGCAGCAGCAGCAGCAGCAUCCUAGCUACAAGCCCCAGCAGCAGCAACAGCCUAGCUACAAGCCCCAGCAGCAGCAGCAGCAGCCCCAGCAGCCUUCUAUCUACAAGCCCCAGCAGCCUUCUAGCUACAAGCCACAGGAGCCUAGCUACGACCAGCAGCAUCCUAGCUACAAGCCCCAGCAGCCGCAGCAGCAGAAGCAGCAGCAGCAUCCUAGCGACAAGCCCCAGAAGCAGCAUCCUAGCGACAAGCCCCAGCAGCAGCAGCCUAGCUACAAGCCCCAGCAGCAGCAGCCUAGCUACAAGCCCCAGCAGCAGCAGCAACAUCCUAGCUACAAGCCCAAGCAGCAGCAGCAGCAGCAACAUCCUAGCUACAAUCCCCAGCCCCAGCAGCAGCAACAUCCUAGCUACAAGACCCAGCAGGAACAUCUUAGCUACAAGCCCCAGCAGGAGCAACAUCCUAGCUACAAGCCUCAGCAGCAGCAGCAACAUCCUAGCUACAAGCCCCAUCAGCAGCAGCAACAUCCUAGCUACAAGCCCCAGCAGCAGCAACAUCCUAGCUACAAGCCCCAGAAGCCUUCUAGCUACAAGCCACAGGAGCCUAGCUACGACCAGCAACAGCCCCAGCAGCAGCAGCAUCCUAGCGACAAGCCCCAGCAGCAACAUCCUAGCUACAAGCCCCAGCAGCAACAUCCCAUUUACAAGCCCCAGCAGCAGCAGCAGCAGCCUUCUAGCUACAAGCCACAGGAGCCUAGCUACGACCAGCAACAGCCCCAGCAGCAGCAUCCUAGCGACAAGCCCCAGCAGCAGCAGCAGGGGCAUCCUAGCGACAAGCCCCAGCAGCAGCAGCAGCAGCAUCCUAGUGACAAGCCCCAGCAGCAGCAGCAGCAGCAUCCUAGUGAACAGAGCCCUCAGCAGCAGCAACAUCCCAGCUACAAGCCCCAGCAGCAGCAACAUCCCAGCUACAAGCCCCAGCAGCAGCAGCAACAUCCCAGCUACAAGCCGCAGCAACAUCCCAUUUACAAGCCCCAGCAGCAGCAGCAGCAGCAGCAGCAACAUCCCACUUACAAGCCCCAGCCCCAGCAGCAGCAGCAACAUCCUAGCUACAAGCCCCAGCAGCAGCAGCAACAUCCUAGCUACAAGCCCCAGCAGCAGCAGCAACAUCCCAUUUACAAGCCCCAGCAGCAGCAGCAACAUCCCACUUACAAGCCCCAGCAGCACUAGCAGCAACAUCCUAGCUACAAGCCCCAGCAGCAGCAGCAGCAACAUCCUAGCUACAAGCCCCAGCAGCCGCAGCAGCAACAUCCUAGCUACAAGCCCCAGCAGCCGCAGCAGCAACAUCCUAGCUACAAGCCCCAGCAGCCCCAGCAGCAGCCGCAGCAGCAACAUCCUAGCUACAAGCCCCAGCAGCCCCAGCAGCAGCCGCAGCAGCAACAUCCUAGCCACAAGCCCCAGCAGCAGCAACAUCCUAGCUACAAGCCCCAGCAGCAGCAAGAUCCUAGCUACAAGCCCCAGCAGCAUCCUAGCUACAAGCCCCAGCCGCAACCGCAGCAUCCAAGCUACAAGAAUCCUAGCUACAAGCCCCAGCAGCAGCAGCAAUAACAUCCCAUUUAUAAGCAGCAGCAGCCUAGCUACAAGCCCCAGCAGCAGCAGCAGCAACAUCCUAGCUACAAGCAGUAACUCAGAAGUUUGCAUUCUGUACCUUUGCUUCAUUGAAAGUUCCAUCAAAUCCUUCAAUGAUAUAAAGUUCUCAAUUGUGUUCCUGCCAUGA